Messenger RNA from Lepus europaeus (European hare), 1261 nucleotides. It is a transcript of the gene POLR1C, whose product is annotated as RNA polymerase I and III subunit C. NCBI's taxonomy places the organism in Eukaryota, Metazoa, Chordata, Mammalia, Lagomorpha, Leporidae. Gene Ontology annotation, molecular function: DNA binding; protein dimerization activity. Gene Ontology annotation, biological process: DNA-templated transcription. Gene Ontology annotation, cellular component: RNA polymerase I complex; RNA polymerase III complex. Bases 41 to 1081 code for a protein of 346 amino acids. The transcript is spliced from 9 exons. The record is from RefSeq and is a predicted model, not a curated record.
GCGCAGGCGUGAGGCCUUCGUCUCGUGGGGGAGGUCGAAGAUGGCGGCGGCUCAGGCCGUGGAAGAAAUGCGGAGCCGCGUGGUUUUAGGGGAGUUCGGAGUUCGCAAUGUUCAUACCACUGACUUCCCCGGGAACUAUUCCGGUUAUGAUGAUGCCUGGGAUCAGGACCGCUUCGAGAAGAACUUCCGCGUGGAUGUGGUUCACAUGGAUGAAAACUCGCUGGAGUUUGACAUGGUGGGAAUUGAUGCGGCCAUCGCCAAUGCUUUCCGACGAAUUCUGCUGGCGGAGGUGCCCACAAUGGCUGUGGAGAAGGUGCUGGUGUACAACAACACAUCCAUCGUGCAGGAUGAGAUCCUGGCUCACCGCCUGGGGCUCAUUCCCAUUCAUGCUGAUCCUCGACUGUUUGAAUAUCGGAACCAAGGGGACGACGAGGGCACAGAGAUAGACACUCUGCAGUUUCGGCUGCAGGUCAGGUGUACUCGGAACCCCCACGCUGCUAAAGAUUCCUCUGACCCCAAUGAGCUCUACGUGAAUCACAAAGUGUACACCAGGCACAUGACGUGGGUUCCCCUGGGGAACCAGGCUGACCUCUUCCCGGAGGGCACUAUCCGGCCGGUGCACGAUGAUAUCCUCAUUGCCCAGCUGCGACCUGGCCAAGAGAUUGACCUGCUCAUGCACUGUGUCAAGGGCAUCGGCAAGGACCACGCCAAGUUCUCACCAGUGGCGACAGCCAGUUACAGGCUCCUGCCAGACAUUACCCUGCUUGCGCCCAUAGAAGGGGAAGCAGCUGAGGAGCUGAGCCAGUGCUUCUCACCAGGUGUCAUUGAGGUCCAGGAAGUCCAAGGUAAAAAGGUGGCCAGAGUUGCCAAUCCCCGGCUAGAUACCUUCAGCAGGGAAAUCUUCCGGAAUGAGAAACUGAAGAAGCUUGUCCGGCUUGCCCGGGUUCGAGAUCAUUAUAUCUUCUCUGUUGAGUCCACGGGGGUACUGCCACCAGAUGUGCUGGUGAGUGAAGCCAUCAAGGUCUUGAUGGGGAAGUGCCGGCGGUUCCUGGACGAACUAGACGCGGUUCAGAUGGACUGAAGUCUGCACUGGAGCUCCCGGGAUGGCUGGGCUUGGCUGCUGGUGAGCCAAGCUGAAGGUUCUGGGUUCUGACCUACCUGCCCCUAUAGGACUGCUGCACCCAGUAUGACCAGGGUCCUGAGUUUUCUGGGACAAUUCCAGCUUUAUUUUCAAUGAAUACAUUUUGUUAAAUAUAUCACA